This is a messenger RNA of Ahaetulla prasina, 1053 nucleotides long. Its product is annotated as protein FAM171A1-like. NCBI's taxonomy places the organism in Eukaryota, Metazoa, Chordata, Lepidosauria, Squamata, Colubridae. The coding region runs from base 1 to 1053 and encodes 350 amino acids. The record is from RefSeq and is a predicted model, not a curated record. Gene Ontology annotation, biological process: stress fiber assembly; regulation of cell shape. Gene Ontology annotation, cellular component: plasma membrane. The transcript has a single exon.
AUGUCCUAUCUCACUUUAGAAGCUUCCGGAUCUGAAUCAGAAUGUCCCGAUGGCAAUAGGUACCCAAAAUCCUCUGGCAAUGAGGAAAUAGUGGUGGUAGAUGUUCAUGAAAACAAAGGAUGUUCUAUAGGACAAGCAGAAAUGCAGACCCCUGUGCUCCAACAUGUUAGUAGUAGCACCUCACAGGAAUUUAGUUUCAGAGAGGAAUCGCUUUCUGGUAAUGAGAAUGACCAAAGCCACCUGUCUUUAGAGAGUAUGGAAACAUCUUUUAUAAACCAAAGGAAGUCUCAAGAAGAGACAGAAGGGAAUGGUUCUCCAGACAAAGAAGACUAUAGACGCAGUUUGAGUGCAAUGUUAAACCGCUCUUUAGUUGAGAAUCAAGAACAAGCAAGAUUCCAAGUUGAAUUAUCCAGGCCACAUUCUCAACAACAGAUGCAGCCAUUUCACCUGGCUGCUCAAGCAGUAUCCCAGCCACAUUUGCAAGAAGCUGGUACAGGUGACUGGAAACCACAGCAUGUUGUGAUGUCUGAAUCAGCACCUAUUCCACUAACCCUCAGUGAUGAGUUUCUUAGUAAGAAAGGUCCAACAGAGGUAGGUGGAAGAAAGCCUUUACCUCAUCCUCAAAAAUGGUUUGUUUCUUUGGAUGGGCAUUCCAGUGUUCAUGUUAGACAUUCUUACAUUGAUAUUCAAACAACUGGAAGGAAUGGAAUCAACAACAGCGGCCUGGAUUCUGGAGAUGACAUGAAUGAGCGAAAACAGCAAGUGCAGAAAGAUUCGGAUGAAGUGGACCAAAGUGGCAGUGAAUGUGGAGCUGCAGCUUGUAGUCCUGAAAAUAAUACUCCAAGAUGUGUGUUGGAGGGAGGGACAAGCAGAAGUGGUGGCCAAUUGCCCAGCCUGCAGGAAGAAACAAAGAGAAGUGUAGGAAUCACCGGACACCAUGAAGAAGAUUGUGAUGGUAAUGAUGUCAAUGAACCCAAUCAGGAAGUGGAAGGUGAAAAGACUCCUUGGCAAAAGCGAGAGGAAAGACCAGUCAUGGCAUUCAAUCUGAAGUAA